Colletotrichum chrysophilum is the source of this 2262-nucleotide messenger RNA. RefSeq lists its product as uncharacterized. The record is from RefSeq and is a predicted model, not a curated record. Lineage: Eukaryota; Fungi; Ascomycota; Sordariomycetes; Glomerellales; Glomerellaceae. The transcript has 4 exons. Bases 1 to 2262 code for a protein of 753 amino acids.
AUGGACUCGACAUCAUUCUCAUCGAAGACUAUGGUGGAGACCACAAGCACUGCUUCUGAGACACAAACUACAUCCUCUAUCAAUUCGAAAGACAGCAUUGUAUCGACAGGUCCAGAAUCCAGCUCCACAACCGCCAAGACAGGAACAACAAGCAGUUCAGACAACGAGUCAAAGUCUGCGUCGUCGACAAACUCAGAACGCAGUGCUGACGCAACUUCAUCAAGCACAGGCCGUCGAGGGAAAGAGGGUCCGGCCAUCACCGAUACGACUUCUGGAUCCGAGAUCACGUCGUUCACGUUAAGUACCAGCCGCGAUCGGUUCAAAUUGCCUGUUAUCACCAGCGAAUUCACAACAACCAUCACCAAACCUGGUUCCACCACCACAUACACCAACGAGGUCACCAUCCAUGUGCCUUCGACCUUCACGUCAACCGGAAAAACAACGAUACCCGGAACCCAAGGCGUAACAACGUACACCGACGUCCGCACAACUAGCGUACCGCGCACCAUCACAAGAUCGGGCGUGACGAGCUUCGCCCACGUGACAAUAAUACCAGUCAAACCAACGAUGACUAGUAUCCAAACCAUUAACGACGAGAAGACCGUAUCGGAAGUCGUGGAGACCUCGUUUGAGCCCACAGAAAUCACGUACACCUCGACGUCCGCUUUUACCGUGCCACCACGCACAAGCGAUGUUACUUCCGUCAUCGUCAGUGCCGUGCCGUCAACGGUCGCAUCCGUCGUCACAAGUACAAGCCCUCCUCAGGUCUAUGUGUCAGUGGGAACCACCGAGAUUACCAAGUUCAUCACCGCCCCAGGUGGGAACCGAGGCAACGAGCCGCAGACCCAGCCUCCAGUCUUUCAGGUCAUUACCAGCGUCUACGACGGAAAGGUCGAAACAUUUGUGGACAAGGGCACUCCUCAAACCAUGGUGAAGAGCGAUGGUGGAGUGUACACAGUCGCCUUUACGCCGCCCCUACAGACGAUUGUUACACAUGAGGGAGGCCAGGCGACCCAGAUGGUUAUCACAGUGACGCCUUCUCCAGAGGUAGCCUUCGUCGCCGUCCCAACAACGAAGGAUGGGGCCGGCGCAUUCAAAGAGAUGGCCACCACGAUUAACGGAAAGGCGACCGUCGUCGACGUUCCUGUCACUCAAGAACCAGUACUACUGGCUGUACAGACCAUAAUCGAUGGCACACCGACCGUUCUGUGGAUCAAUUCUGUGCCAACAGCAGGCUUCAGUCCCAUUUCAUUGACCCUGGUGUCGGAGAUUGGCGGCAUUACCGGUGUAUUCACGACGAUAGAUCCUCUAGAGACUACCAAGACAACGAUAGACGACAGCCCUGAUCGAGUCAUAACCGAAAUCGAAAAGUUUGGUUUCACAAAUGGUGACUACUUCGUCGGGAAGUUCCUCCCGAUCAUCCUUGCAGUCAUGAUUGCGGUUCCCCUCCGGAUCAUCGACCUAAACGCCAAGCUGUACCAGCCUUUCCACGCCCUCGCACAGAAAGGAGGUAUCGCAAUAAUCAGCCCCUACUACAACAUGGGUCGUCGCUCCCAGCCCCCGGAGAAAUCCAUACUCUUGACUCGUCCAACGAACGGCUUCUACGGACUCUACGCGGCGAUAUUGGAGAGCAACAUCAUUCUUAUGCUGGCAGCUUUCAUGUCCAUCCUUGCCGAAUUCCUGCCGAUUCUCUUCGCAAACGUGCCAUACAACCUGACGCAGACUCUGAAAUCCCACAAUGUCUGCGCGACCAUCAGCCUUACGAUUCUUGCGCUCAUGUUGGCCUCCAUGGUGGCAAGCCUAUUCAUCAAAUGGCCCGAGCUGCCAGUCGAUCCGCGCAGUAUCGCCGGAGCGUUGUACUACGUUGCAGAGAGUCGGAUGCUGGAGGACUUCGAGGGACUUUCGAAGCUGGACUCUGAAGAGAGGGAGAAGAAAGUCAAGGAGCUUGGGCGGAGGUACUUUUACGGAGGCCUCACGGGUAGUAAUGGUAAAAGAAUGGGCGUUGAGUCAGUCGAGAGUGUUGAGGACACAGCAUAUACAGGCGGUCACUGGUUCUUACCUCCACAAGAAGAUCAACAGGGUGAUGAAGACAAUCGCGGGGGGGAGGUGCAGCAAUCUGAGUCUCCUCAUCAACCCGAGCAGACUCUGCGGUUGGAAAGAAGGAAGGAGGUUAAUCAAGGGGAGGACAUCGAUCGAGGAGCCGUGCUACCAGAACGCGCACGGCCUCUAGAGGCGAAGCAGGGUUCUGAAGGAUUCAGUUGA